Aspergillus steynii IBT 23096 is the source of this 768-nucleotide messenger RNA. Its product is annotated as NUDIX hydrolase. Gene Ontology annotation, cellular component: cytosol. Gene Ontology annotation, biological process: NAD+ catabolic process; NADP+ catabolic process. The coding region runs from base 130 to 768 and encodes 212 amino acids. The transcript has a single exon. The record is from RefSeq and is a predicted model, not a curated record. NCBI's taxonomy places the organism in Eukaryota, Fungi, Ascomycota, Eurotiomycetes, Eurotiales, Aspergillaceae. Gene Ontology annotation, molecular function: NADH pyrophosphatase activity.
CUCACUGGCCUGUGUCGGUAUACAACCCCACGUGAUCUCUGCAUCUAGACCGACUCAUCCUCAUCUCUAACCAUCUUCUCUACAACCAUCCAUCAAUUCAACCACCACCACCACCCAAACCACAUCAAAAUGACCACCCCACAACACCCAUUCACCUACUCCCCGCACCUGCACCAAUACGCCCUCCCACUCUCCACCUUCGCCGCGCAGAACCCACAACACACGCACUUUGUAGUGGGCGGCCACAUCUUCACCUCGACCUACAGUCGCUCCAGCACCACCCCCUCCAACCCCGAAGCCCCAGCGCCAAAAACCCGCGUCCUCCUCCUCCGCCGCUCCAAACACGACUCCUACCCCGGCUUCUGGGAAGGACCCGGCGGGCUGUGCGAGCCCACCGACUCUUCAAUCCUCAGCGGAGCGGCGCGCGAAGUCUACGAAGAGAGCGGGCUGCGGGUGACUCAUUUCCAGGACCUGAUUGGGGUGCAUGAGUGGACGAGGGUGAAAAGCGAGGGGGUGGUGCGGGCGGCGAAGUUUACGUUUUUGGCUUUGGUGGAGGAGGCGAAGGAUGGGGAGGGGUGGGAAGGAAGAGUGAGGCUGGAGCCGGAUGAGCAUGAGGAGUUUGUGUGGGCGACGGAGGGGGAGGUUAGAGAGGGAUUGAAUGAUCAGGGAGAAGGGGCAGAUGGAGGGAGGAGGUUGAAGUUUGUGGGGGAUCAGGGACCGACGUUACUGAGGGGGUUUCGGUUGUUUGAGGGGAGAGGAGAUGAGUAG